AUGGAGCUGGCCAACAGGACCACAGGAAUUCAAGAAUUCAUUUUGCUGGGGUUUCAAGUCGGGCAGCUGGAACAGCUCCUGCUCCUCGUCUUUUUCACUCUUCUUUACAUGCUCGCCAUGGCUGAGAACAUCACCAUCAUCACCCUGGUGCAUCUUGACACCCACCUGGCCCGGCUUCCCAUGUAUAUCCUGCUGAGCAACUUCUCUUGGUUGGAGAUGUGUUACAUGAGCACUACUGUGCCCCGGAUGCUCUUGGACCUGGCAAUGUCCAACAAGAUCAUCUCCUUCAGUUCCUGCUUCCUUCAGUUUUACAUUUUCUUCUCUCUUGGUAGUACUGAAUGCUUCUUUCUGUCAGCUAUGGCCUUGGAUCGAUACUUGGCCAUCUGCCACCCAUUGCGCUAUCCACAGAUCAUGUCCCCUAACUUUUGCUAUGCCCUGGUAACUGCUUCUUGGGUCCUGGGCUUUCUGGCAUACAUUUUCCCAGUGAUAUUGAUCUCCAAGAUGUCUUUCUGUGGCCCCAACAUCAUUAAUCACUUUUUGUGUGAUCCUGGGCCACUUCUGUCUUUGGCUUGCCCCCCACUAGCAAACGCUCCCCUCAUUAGUCAGAUUUUCAUGGAUGCUGUGGUGAUUCUAGGCAACAUGUUGUUUGUUAUGCUAUCGUAUGGUGCCGUCAUUCUCACCCUGAUGAAAAGCUCUAGCCAAGGCAAUCGGUUGAAGUCCUUCUCCACCAUAUCAUUUCACUUAGUGGUGGUGACACUUUUCUAUGGCCCAGUGGCAGGGUUGUAUGCAAUGCCCGGUGGAGAAACUGAUUCAAGGGUCAUUAAGAUAGUCACACUCUUCUAUACUGCCAUAACACCGUUUCUUAACCCCAUGAUUUACUGCCUGAGAAAUGAUCAGGUGAAGGAGGCAUUGUGUAGACUAUGGAAAAGAAAGACAAUAUUUGUGAAGGGAAAAGUGACAGUGUAA
Eublepharis macularius is the source of this 966-nucleotide messenger RNA. RefSeq names its product olfactory receptor 11G2-like. Gene Ontology annotation, biological process: G protein-coupled receptor signaling pathway. Gene Ontology annotation, molecular function: G protein-coupled receptor activity; olfactory receptor activity. The record is from RefSeq and is a predicted model, not a curated record. Lineage: Eukaryota; Metazoa; Chordata; Lepidosauria; Squamata; Eublepharidae. Gene Ontology annotation, cellular component: membrane. The transcript has a single exon. Bases 1 to 966 code for a protein of 321 amino acids.